Molecule: messenger RNA, 2015 nt
Organism: Oncorhynchus nerka (sockeye salmon)
Lineage: Eukaryota; Metazoa; Chordata; Actinopteri; Salmoniformes; Salmonidae
Gene: fgf19
Product: fibroblast growth factor 19
Exons: 3
Coding region: 107-742 (211 amino acids)
Biological process (GO): positive regulation of cell population proliferation; cell differentiation; positive regulation of protein phosphorylation
Cellular component (GO): extracellular region; cytoplasm
Molecular function (GO): fibroblast growth factor receptor binding; growth factor activity
Source: RefSeq, a predicted model, not a curated record
CAUUGUCUUACUAGAAAAUAACGACAGAUACAAAGAAGGGAGACGGUCUGGGAUAACAGACAGAGAAAAGCAUCAGAAAAGAGCAUUUUAUAUAGUCAAGAGCGAAAUGACACUUGCAGUUACUGCAGUAUGCAUGGUCAGCGUGUUUUUUGCGGUUGGAGUUGUUUGUCUGCCACUGUCAGACUCGGGGCCUCAUAUAGCCAACGGAUGGGGACAGACGGUCCGGCUCAGACAUCUGUAUGCGGCCAAACACGGAUUGCAUUUGCUAAUCAACGAGAAUGGCAAGGUGCACGGAUCUCCUGAGCAGAGCUCUUACAGUUUGGUGGAAAUCCGACCUGUAGACACGGGCUGUGUCGCAAUCAAAGGAGUAGCAGCCUCGCAGUAUCUCUGCAUGGAAGGGAAUGGAAGACUGUACGCAUCGAAAACCUAUAUGAAAGAUGACUGCUCCUUCAAGGAAAACAUCCUCCCAGACGGCUACAAUAUUUAUGUCUCUGACAAGCAUGGGACCCUGGUGAGCCUGGGUGGCAGCAGGCAGAGGCUCCAGGGGCGAGACAGAGGCAUUCCUGCACUGUCCCAGUUUCUACCAAGGGUGAGCACCCUGCCCCUGGAUAUAACAACAGAUUUGGGGUUGUCAACCCACCCUGAGCAAGGCCCUCAGUCAGGCCUGGACAUAGACACUAUGGAUGCCUUUGGGAAACUUUCCCAGAUCUCAAUCCAAAGCCCCAGUUUCAAUAAGAGAUGAGCAACUGAUGGUGCAAUCUAUACUAAGAAGCUUCUACAUCUACAAGGUGUCUCCAAUCUCAUAAUUCAUUUUUGGCACAUGACAUUAUACACCACUCCAAACAUACAGGCCCAAGAAGAACCGGAUUGAAAUCAAUUGUAGUAUUUAUUUCAUUAUAAUUUUUUAAAACUUUACUUUUAUCCAUAUUAUUUAAUGAAAAUACUUGAUUCAUGUAUUUUGAAAAACAAAUAUGGGGCUCUGUAUGCACUUUGUCUACAUUUUUGUAGAUGCAGUCGAAGUCGGAAGUUUACAUACACUUAUGUUGGAGUCAUUAAAACUCGUUUUUCAACCACUCCACAAAUUUCUUGUUAACAAACUAUAGUUUUGGCAAGUCAGUUAGGACAUUUACUUUGUGCAUGACACAAGUCAUUUUUCCAACAAUUGUUUACAGAAAGAUUAUUUCACUGUAUCACAAUUAGUGGGUCAGAAGUUUACAUACACUAAGUUGACUGUGUCUUUAAACAGUUUGGAAAAUUCCAGAAAAUUAUGUCAUGGCUUUAGAAGCUUCUGAUAGGCUAAUUUACAUAAUUUCAGCCAAUUGGAGGUGUAUCUGUGGAUUUAUUUCAAUGCCUACCUUCAAACUCAGUGCCUCUUUUGCUUGACAUCAUGGGAAAAUCAAAAUAAAUCAGCCAAGACCUCAGAAAAAAAAUUGUAGACCUCCACAAGUCUGGUUCAUCGUUGGGAGAUAUUUCCAAACGCCUGAAGGUACCACGUUCAUUUGUACAAACAAUAGUAUGCAAGUAUAAACACCAUGGGACCACGUAGCCGUCUAGCCGUCACACUGCUCAGGAAGGAGACGUGUUCUAUCUCCUAGAGAUGAACGUACUUUGGUGCGAAAAGUGCAAAUCAAUCCCAGAACAACAGCAAAGGACCUUGUGAAGAUGCUGGAGGAAACAGGUACAAAAGUAUCUAUAUCCACAGUAAAUGACAUAACCUGAAAGGCCGCUCAGCAAGGAAGAAGCCACUUCUCCAAAACCGCCAUAGAAAAAGCCAGACUACGGUUUGCAACUACACAUGGGGACAAAGAUCGUACUUUUUGGAGAAAUGUCCUCUGGUCUGAUGAAACAAAAAUAGAACUGUUUGGCCAUAAUGACUAUAGUUAUGUUUGGAGGAAAAAGGGGGAAGUUUGCAAGCCGAAGAACACCAUCCCAACCAUGAAGCACGGGGGUGGCAGCAUCAUGUUGUGGGGGUGCUUUGCUGCAGGAGGGACUGGUGCACUUCACAAAAUAGAUGG